Aspergillus mulundensis is the source of this 801-nucleotide messenger RNA. RefSeq lists its product as uncharacterized. The record is from RefSeq and is a predicted model, not a curated record. The transcript is spliced from 2 exons. The coding region runs from base 1 to 801 and encodes 266 amino acids. Lineage: Eukaryota; Fungi; Ascomycota; Eurotiomycetes; Eurotiales; Aspergillaceae.
AUGGUCGGAGCAGCAACCAUCUGCUUCACCAAACUGACGCUCCUCCUCCUUUAUCUGCGACUAUUUUCACAGAACACCGCCGUCAACUGGGGAAUACAUAUAGGGAUCCUGUUCUGCGCACUCUAUUAUCCAUUGACCCUUUUUCUCUGGGCAUUCAUUAACCCAGCCGCGUACGCCUUCCUCGUUCGUUUCGGGGUCGUGGUGGGCGCCGUCACGGACGUCUAUCUUCUGAAUCUGCCACUCUUCGCCGUUGCCAGACUGCACCUGGGCCGCGCAAAGAAAUGGCGCGUCGCUGCCGUGUUCUUGACGGGUCUCUUCGCGGGAAUGCUUAGAGCCGUCGCCAUGAGUAUCUUGGCCUGCACGUACAACUUCCAGGGGAAUCCGGCGGGUGGCGCGACGCAAAUCAGUCUGCCCAUCUACAUUGUCGGGUGGGUGUUUGCUUUCUACAACUCUACUCCUAUCACCACCCAUUCCAUGGCCACUAUUCCUACUAACGGCCCUGACAGCACCGUGGAGUUAGACAUUGGGAUUACCUGCAGCUGUCUCCCCGUGAUGCCCGCCCUUUUUCGAGAUCCGCAAGCGAGCCGUCCCCCUCCGACAAGGGUCCGUUCUGUGUGGCGGCCGUUGAGGCCGUCGUGGCUGGGUCCAAGGCUCUUCGUGAUAGGCGGCCUCACGCCGUAUCGGUACUCCAGGAAGCCGGCGAGCUUGGAAGAUGUCAGUAAUAUCGAGUUGGUACGCGGAGUGGCUACGCCUGCUGCGGAUGUGGAGCUUAGCAGGGCGACGCUUGUCUCUGCCUGUUGA